CCUGCGUGCGGCUCGUGUCUGUUGUGUUGUGAAGAAUUUAACAGGGGCUUCAGGGAGAAGGGGCAGUGCAACAGAUACCUGGAACCAUGAAGCAGCUGCCGUCAGACACUGUGCGGCUGCUGUCCAGCUCUCAGGUCAUCACUUCUGUGGUGAAUGUUGUGAAAGAACUGCUGGAAAACUCCCUGGAUGCUGGAGCUUCAAGCGUUGAUGUUAAACUGGAGAACUACGGCUUGGAUCGGAUAGAAGUACGCGACAACGGCCGUGGCAUCAAAGCUGCAGAUACCCCUGUGAUGGCUGUGAGACAUUUCACUUCAAAGAUCUGCAGCCACGAAGACCUGGAGCGUCUGGAAACGUACGGCUUCAGGGGAGAAGCGCUGGGAUCCAUCUGUGCUGUGGCUGAGGUGGCAGUUACCACCAAGACAGAGGACGACGACAUCAGCACCCAGUACAUGCUUGACUCUACAGGGAAAAUUGUUUCCCAGAAGCCGUCUCACUUGAGUCAAGGUACAACAGUGAGCGUAUUAAAGCUUUUCAAGAAUCUUCCAGUGAGAAGGCAGUGCUUUUCCUCCACAAAAAAGUGCAAAGAUGAACUAAAGAAAGUGCAGGACGUGCUGAUGGCCUACGCUAUUGUAAAACCUGAACUGAGACUCGUGCUUGUUCACAAUAAGGUGGUGGUUUGGCAGAAGGCCAAGGUGGCCGAUAACAGAAGCGCCCUCCUUGCUACAUUGGGGCCCAGUGCGAUUGCCAACUUGCUCCCUUGCCACCAUCACCAAGAGCAACCAGAGAUUGUUUUAGAGGGCUUUUUUCCCAAGCCUGGAGCUGAAUACUCCACCACAAGCUCAUCUAACCCUGACAAAACAUUUAUAUUUGUCAAUGACAGACCUGUUCAGCUAAAGGAAAUAAUGAAGCUGUUGCGUCAACACUACAGUGCUCAGUAUCCAGAUGACUCAGCCCGAAGUCGAUACCCCACACUGAUGCUUAAAAUCACAGUUCCACCCUCCUCGCUGGACGUUAAUCUGACACCAGACAAGACACAGGUUCUUCUUCACAACAAGGAGGCUGUGCUGACUGCAGUGGAGGCAUUGCUGGUCUCCCUCUAUGGCUUUCGGUCUAAUGCUGAUCUCCCAGCUGAGAAGCAGCUCAGCCAUGAGACAUUUCCCUCACCAUCUAAUCCUUUGCAGUCUGAUGCUUCACAACUGGACAGUGAGCCAAGUGUAGAGAGGGAUAACAGUCUCACCAACCACAGCGAUAACUGCCUCAAAGAUGCACCUCAACAUGGUGAUGCAGCUCUGUCAACAGCAGGCACGGCUGCUCCACUGCACCACCAGACCUCAAACUGUAGCUCUUCAUCCUCCAUAGCAGACGACUGGAUUGUCAACCAGAUCCCAGUUGAGCUCGUCUCUAACUUUUCUCUGUAUGAUGAUGAAAUGGCACAGAACUGCGCUCAGACAACAGAAACGGGUUCAGCAAAAAAAUCCCCAGAGAGACUUGAAGACGAUGUAGUGUCAGCUGCAGACACAAGCAAAGUCCAAAUAUUAGCUGAGGACUGGAGCAGGGGUACAGCUCUGACAGAUCCCAUCUCAGGAGAACCUCUGCAGCCCGUGAUACUUCAGCAACCCUCAACACAUAACCACUCUGACUCGGAGGAGGUCAAGAGUCAAAGCAGCUCAAGCAAAAAGACACUCAAUGCCAUAACAGAAAAGCGGGCUGCUCUGACGGCCUACGACCUGAUCAGCAACCGUGCCAUGAGGGCACCGCUGUCUCCUGCUGCCCUGUUUGAGAAGGAGGCCAGAGCUGAGGUCCUCAGGGAGAAACCCACAGCCAGCCUUCAGGAUAUCAGCGUCGCUGUCCACGAGAGGUGGAAAAACCUGGGGGAGGAAGACCGUAAGAAGUAUGAGGAGAAGGCAAAAAAACACCUGGAACACCACGACCAAAGGACCAAGUUAGCUUCAGCUCAAGGCCCCAGGGAGCUCAGUGUGAGCACCUCUAGGAGCCACGUGCAGGGUCAAAAACGCAAGGCCACUCCAUCCAACCAGCAGCUGCUGGACGAGCUCUUCUCUGCACAGCCUCAAAAGAAGAUGAUGAACCCUGCGCCUAAACCCUCGCAGCCCCUCCCCUGCAGCAUGGCUGCCCUUCGGCUGCAGCUUCAGCGCCUCUCAUCCCAGAGCAGCGCAGCACCACGGGGCCUCCGUCUUGUAAACCGGCUGGCCUCUCAGAGCGCCUGGGUCAUUUUAUGUGGUCAGAGGCUCAUGUUGUUAAACCCAUUUCGGGUGGAGGAAGCCUUGCUGUUUAAAAGACUUCUAGAGAAUAAUAUACUUCCAGCAGUGAGUCUGCAGAACCCUAUACAGUUAACAGAUGGAAAUCUAGGGGGAGCUGAGUACACUGAGACGUUGUGCAACAUGGAGAAACACAGCCCUGAACUGAACGGAGGGGCCCUGUUUUCUGAUCCCAGGCUUGUGGCUAAUGGGUUUAAAAUCAAAUUCACUCCAGGCCUCACGUCAGCCGAGAGACAUCUGGAAGUGACAGCAAUGGCAGACUGCGUGCCUUUCCUCGGUGUGGAGGACCUCAGGGAGAUUUUGACUGCAGUUCUUCACAAGAAGGCCAGGACUGUGCAAGAGUGCCGGCCACUUAAAGUCACAAAUUACCUACAAGGUGAAGCAGUUCGUCUUGCUCGUCAGCUGCCCGCAAAUUUAUCAAGGGAGGACGUGGAGGAAACCCUUCUACGGAUGGAACGGCAGCUGGGUGAGACCAUCCGAACCUGUAUCCAUGGACGACCCUUUCUCCAACACUUGUCUGACAUCCCCGCUACAGACCAGGAAGCUGAGGCUCUGAUGAGGCCUUUAGAGCUGUAACAAAGCACACAACUCACGGACAAUACCUGAAAAAAGCUACCUGAUUUUAACGCUGCCAGUUAUUUUUAUUUAGGAUGCUUGGUUUGUUAUACACAGAACAUAAAAUAAACACAUUUUUCCACUCAA
Molecule: messenger RNA, 2978 nt
Organism: Stegastes partitus (bicolor damselfish)
Lineage: Eukaryota; Metazoa; Chordata; Actinopteri; Pomacentridae
Gene: pms1
Product: PMS1 homolog 1, mismatch repair system component
Exons: 13
Coding region: 87-2852 (921 amino acids)
Biological process (GO): mismatch repair
Cellular component (GO): MutLalpha complex
Molecular function (GO): ATP hydrolysis activity; mismatched DNA binding; ATP binding
Source: RefSeq, a predicted model, not a curated record